CUGCGGUUUCUAUAGAAUUCAUGUUUUACCCUUUUUGUCCAUACUUGUCAGGGUGCUGAUCCCUCGGUCUUUGACAUGGCGGCCAGGCAAGAUCAAGUCUAAAUUUAUGCAACCCCACAUGGACCGUGCAGGUUAUGUACCCCUUAAACACCCAAUUAGCGUAACGCGUCUCAGCGCGACAAUUAUAUUCCGCGUUUCCCUACGUGGACCAAGCCACAGUGGUCGUGGCUACUGCUCAAGGUCGAUAUUACCUGAUAUACAAAUACAAACGCCAGGCUGGUAACUUACUGGUUCUGACAUGUUGGAUUAAUUACUCGGCUACAAUGAGUUCGAAUAAGCGCAGUCGCCCAUUGGAACAGCAGGUCAACGAUUCUUCGCCAAUGCCAAGCUCCGGCCGACUAUCUGCGAAGAGAAGGAAGGUGGGCGGCAGUGGAUCGUCGCCUUCGACGCCAAAUGCCGUGGAGGCUGUGAAGAGGACAUUGGGGAGAGCUCUCAAAUCUGUGCGCCUGAAGGAGAAUGAGCCGGUUGACGAUGACUCGAACCGGGAACAGUCCCCAACGAAGCAGCUUCUGGAAGAUGAAGCUGCCGUCGAAUCGAUGAGCCCCAAACCUACAAACGAAGCUGCAGCAGAGGAUAUACCGGUAUCCGAGCCAGGAAACCGCUCUGCAGGACGCCAGGCGCGAAAACCGAGGCGCUAUUCGACAGAGGUGGCUGAAAGGCCGGUGCUGGAACCGAAGAGCAUCUUGACACCCAGCAAGAGAGGACGGGGCAGGCCACGAAAGAGCGUCGCUUUUGAACAGACGACACCAGCGGAGGGCGAGGUGGAUCUAGGAUUUAAAGAUAUCCCCAUAGACCAGCCGCUUCCAGUGGAGACACCGACACAGCGAAAGAGAAGCACAUCUCCGAAAAAUAGCGACCCCCAAGAGCAACCCCAAGAGCUCUUACAACCCGAGGAAGCCGACACCGCAGAAGCACCACAAGAAGUUAUACCACAAAAACGAGGGAGAGGGAGACCGCGAAAAAUCCAUGACCCCAUAGAGCUCUCCCAGCCCGAAAUUGUCGUCACCGCAGACGGAGCAGAAGAAGCUGUACCGCCGAAGAGAGGGAGAGGGAGACCUCGAAAAAUCCACGAUCCCAACGAGCCCUCACAACGUGAGAAAUACACCAAAUCGCCCAAAAUACCAAUUAUUGUGGAGCCAGAUGACGAGGAGGAGACAGACGAGGAAGUUUGUGCUAUAUGUGAGAAUGGAGACUCUGAAGCCCCGAAUGAGAUUAUGUUCUGCGAUAGUUGCGAUCUAGCUGUGCACCAAGAAUGCUACAACAUUAUCACGGUUCCUGAAGGCGAAUGGUUAUGCAGCGACUGCCAACCAGAAGAUCCAGAAAUAGAGACGGCCGAUGUUCACGAAGCGGUUCCAGAAAUAGAUGCCGAAUCUAUUUUUGAGAUUGGCGGAUCAGAGCCACCAGCAAUACCAGGGCUGAAAGACCAUCUAAUGGCUAUGCAAAGGCUUUUGUUAGACAAAUUAACUGGGCGAAAGAGGCUGAAGCUGCAUGAUCUCGAUGACGAGUUCCAAAAAGUAUACCAGGUUGUUGAGCAGACAGUCACGUCAGGAGAGGGGAAUUCUAUGCUCGUCAUAGGGGCGAGAGGUUCUGGAAAGACAACUCUUGUCGAAACAGUUAUAUCAGAUCUCUCAAUUGAGCAUCGACAGAACUUCCACGUCGUUAGGCUUAAUGGGUUCACGCACACAGAUGACAAACUAGCGUUGCGGGACAUCUGGAGGCAGCUGGGCCGCGAGAUGGAAGUCGAAGAGGACCUAACUGCUAAGACCAACAAUUACGCCGAUACAUUAACUUCGUUGCUAGCUUUAUUAUCGCAUCCCACUGAGCUGUCGGAAGAUAGCGCAAACCAUAUGGCAAAGUCGGUUGUUUUCAUCCUGGACGAGUUCGAUCUCUUUGCAUCGCAUCCGCGCCAGACUUUACUCUACAAUCUGUUUGACAUUGCCCAGGCGAGGAAAGCGCCCAUAGCUGUCUUGGGCGUAACAACGAAAAUCGACGUCGUGGAGACCCUCGAAAAGAGAGUUAAAAGUCGAUUCAGCCACCGAUACGUGCAUCUGCCACUGCCGCGAAGCCUUGCAGCAUUCUGGGAGAUAUGUAAGGAAGGACUUCAAGUGGAUAUGGACGAACUCGUUGAUGGGGGAUUUGAUCCCGGAUUGCCUGGACAGGAGGAGUUCCUCGAGUACUGGGACUCGAUGAUUAACUCUCUAUAUAACGAUGAUGCACCGUACAAAGCUCAUCUACAAAGAAUAUUCUACCGAAGCAAAUCCGUCCCCGCCUUCUUCAGCACCUGCCUCCUCCCCAUCGCGAGCCUCACACCUCGCUCUCUCCCACUCACCUCGGCCUCAUUCCCCGUCCAAUCCACCCUCUCCCCCCCCGACUCGAAGCUCCACAUCCUACAAGGGCUUUCCGACCUCGACCUCACGCUCCUCAUAUGCGCCGCGCGCCUCGACGUCGUCCUCGAUACUGACACGUGCAACUUCGCAAUGGCUUACGAUGAAUACACGACUCUGACAACAAGGCAAAGGAUCCAGGCGAGCAGCAGUGGCAUUGGGGCACUCAGCGCUAGUUAUAAAGUGUGGGGCCGCGAGGUGGCUAUGGGGAGCUGGGAGACGCUGGUCGACUAUGAGCUGCUUGUUCCGGCUAGCAUGGGAGCAGGGCCGAUGGGUGGCCUUGGGGGAGGGGGUGUUGGGAGGGAAGGCAAGAUGUGGAAGGUGGAUGUUGGGUUGGAAGAGAUCGCUGGCAGUGUGGGCGGGCUUACAAGUGUCAUGACGAAGUGGUGUAAGGAGAUUUGAGCAUGUGCUUUGUCUUGAAUGGCUGUACUACCGGCAUGAUGAUAUAAUGACAAGAUAUAGACGGUGAAGAUAGAGUGCUAUACUUCGUACGCAUCGGCAUGAAUGUAAUACAAACCUUAAUGCCUGGUAAUUUGUUUGACACAGUGCCGCCGACGCUAACAGCUGCCAAAUAUAAAUUCUUCAACAGGGUCACUCAGGAACAACAAUUGGGAAGUGAGCGGUACUGUAACCGCGCAACACAAACAAUAAUACAAAAAUAUCAAUAGCCGCCCAACAUGUCUCUCAUCU
Molecule: messenger RNA, 3134 nt
Organism: Pseudogymnoascus verrucosus
Lineage: Eukaryota; Fungi; Ascomycota; Leotiomycetes; Thelebolales; Thelebolaceae
Exons: 3
Coding region: 324-2846 (840 amino acids)
Biological process (GO): DNA replication initiation; DNA replication; regulation of DNA-templated transcription
Cellular component (GO): nucleus; nuclear origin of replication recognition complex
Molecular function (GO): ATP hydrolysis activity; DNA replication origin binding
Source: RefSeq, a predicted model, not a curated record